This is a messenger RNA of Chlamydomonas reinhardtii, 2636 nucleotides long. RefSeq lists its product as uncharacterized. The transcript is spliced from 12 exons. The record is from RefSeq and is a predicted model, not a curated record. Lineage: Eukaryota; Viridiplantae; Chlorophyta; Chlorophyceae; Chlamydomonadales; Chlamydomonadaceae. Gene Ontology annotation, molecular function: iron ion binding; oxidoreductase activity, acting on paired donors, with incorporation or reduction of molecular oxygen; heme binding. Bases 130 to 2118 code for a protein of 662 amino acids.
ACAUAGCGUACCCGACACGCCGUGGUGGUUUCGCUCAGUUUGGGACCAGGGACCCUCGGGCAAUCAUUCGCGCGCGGACGACUGAUGACCAGCGUCAGGCCGCUUUCAGACUGUAGGCCAUGCAACCGCAUGCAUACGGCGCCGCGCCGAAUUCACGCGGCGCGGUGCCGACCGCUGCACGCCAGCACAGGCGCUUCAACGCCUGGGCCUGCUGGCGCGCCCGACCUCCCUCCGCUGCAGCGCGCUCCCGGCCCUCCCGGCCUUCCGUGGCUUGGCCAGCUACCCGCCUACCUGGCCACCAAGUUCUUUCCUAAGAAGAUGCUGGAGUGGUCGGAGCAGUACAACGGCGUGUACGCUAUGGAGAUUGUGGGGCGCAAGUACCUAGUGGUCACAGAGCCGUCCCUCAUCGCUGGCAUUGUGGGUCGCGGCAGUGCGGGCCUGCCCAAGUCCACUGGAUAUGCGAUGUGGGAUUCGGCCAUCAGCCCGCACGCGGGCGUCCAGGGUUUGUUCACAGUGGCUGAGAACACGACCACCUGGCGAGCGGUGCGGAGGGCUUACGGACCCGCCAUAGGGCCAGGCAGCAUGAGCCUGCACUAUCCCAUCAUCCUUCAGUGUGUCGCCAAGCUGGGUGACCUGCUGGAGCAGAGCUACCACCGCCAGCAGCAGCAGCAGCAGCAGUCACAACAACAACAACAACAACAACACGCUGCUGUCUACGGCGACAGCAGCGGCACCAGCACGAGCACGAGCAGCAGCAGCACCGCCAGCAUCAACAGCACCACGGGCCUGACCAGUCACGAGAUGAACCACCUGGCCAAGUGCCUCACACUGGACAUGUUGGGACUGAGCGCCUUCGGCAUUGACUUCCGAUGCCUGGACGACCCGGCGGCGGCGCAGCUGCCCUCCCUGAUUGAGUCGGCGAUGCACGAGUGCGGGGAGCGGGCGCGCAGCGUGGGCCGGCGGCUGCUGCCGUGGCUGUACGAGGAGGAGGCGCGGGCGGGGGCGGCGGACAUGGCGGCAUUCCACGCCCUGGUGGAGGACGUGUGGCGCCAGAUCCGGGCGCGCGGGGCGCCCACCGAGGAUGACAACAGCUUCGGCGCACAGCUGCUGCGCCUGGCAGACCCGUCCCUGGCGCCAGGCGGCGCGGCACUGAGUGAUGAGCAGAUCUGUGCCGAGAUCGCCACAGUCAUCAUCGCCGGAUACGAGACCACAGCCAACACGCUGACGUGGAUGCUGUACGGGCUGCACGCACACAAGGACGCCUCGGAGCAGCUCGUCGCAGAGCUGCGGGGGGCAGGCCUUGUCCCCGACACCUCCUCCUCCUCCUCCCCCUCCUCCGUGGACCCCACCACGGCCUCCUUCGCCUCCCUGGCUGGCGCCCACGAGGCGCUGGGCGGCCUGCCGGUGCUGGACGCCUACGUGCGCGAGUGCCUGCGCCUCUACUCCACCGCGCCCAACGGACUCAUCAAGGAGGUCCCCAAGAACGGACCGCCGGCGCGCGUGGGCCCGUUCGCGGCUGAUCCCGGCGUGGUGGUGUGGAUCCCGUUCUGGAGCCUGCACCUGUCCAAUCUCAACUGGGAGCAGCCACACGACUUCCAACUGUCGCGCUGGCUGGGUAAGGACCCUCGCACUGCCGGCUCGCUCACCGCCUCGCGCUGCCCCGUGUCCGGCACCCUCAACGCCCUGCGCGCCGCCACCAGCAGCAGCAGCAGCAGCAGCAGCAGCAGCAGCAGCAGCAGCAGCAGCAGCAGCAGCAGCAGCAGCGGCAGUGACAGCGACGGCGAGGGCGGCAGCAGCAGCGGCGGCCGCGGCUCCAAGGCCAUUCGCUUCAUGCCAUUCGGGGACGGCUCCCGCAACUGUGUGGGGCAGCACCUGGGCAUGCUGCAACUCAAGCUGUCGCUGGCCUACCUGGCGGCGCGCUUCGACCUGGUGCUGGACGAGGCCCGCAUGGGCGGCUCGGCGGCGGCGGCGCUGGAGCGGCAGCGCGUCAACCUCACGCUGGAGGUGGACGGCGGCAUGUGGAUGAGCGCGCGGCCGCGGCGGGCGGCAGGCGCCGGGGGGGCGGCGGCGGCGGCGGGGGUUGCGGUUGGGGAGGAGCGGAGGGCUGUGGUGGUUUGAAGCGUGGGGAUGUAGGAGGGAGGGAGGGGGGGAGAGGGGAGGGGGGAGAGGGGAGGAGAGGAGAGAGGGUGGGAGGGAGCCGGCGUGGCCGCAGGUGGGCGUGGCCUCGGGGGAGUGAGAGUUAGCCGCAGGUGUAGUGCGCAUGAGGCUCGUGUGAGGCGCGUCAGGGUGCACUAAAGCUCGUUAAAGUUACGUACACUUGCUCGAAUCCAGUUUGCAUAUCGUUUUCGCUUGCUUAGGUAUUUGCUCGGAGCCAGUGUGCAUAGCCACGCACGCGUGUACUGGUAUCAGCUGGUAUCAUGUGAGCCAAAGUGUUGAGGACUGUGGAAGGUCUGUUCAUAUAAGAAUGAUGGUCAUACUGGCGUACGCUGUUUAUGCUGUUAUGCACCGACACUAGCGUCGUCGAAUCCCCAAAUUGUAUUUGCUGGCAUUGGUGCUGACAAAGGUAGUCGGAAGCUUCCAACGCGCGCCGCGUUUGGGCAGGCAGGCCAGCCGCAGCUGUGUAACGGCCAGGUGUA